CACUCCGCACCACACAGCACUCAAAGAUGCGUCUCUUUGCCACAGGGAGGGCCCUGCGCGCAAGUAGCGCCAGAUGGGCAAUUGCCUCAACCCGUCGCAGCAUCCGCAUCCCGCUUUCGCAAUUCUCCGAGCCUUUGGCCGUGAAGCGGAGAGACUGGAGCUCUUCGGCCAUCCGCCGGUCCAGCGACAACACAGAUGCUGAUCAAAAGCCCGCCACACGGCGCUCACCGAAACCCUUGACCAUUGAAGGCCAGUCCUACCGAGCAGAUGAAUGGACAAACACCCCGAAAACGAUUCUCUCCCACGUUGGACGUCGGCUAUACCUCGAUGAGAACCACCCGCUAGCAAUUACACGCCAAUUGAUUGAGAGUCAGUUCCCCGGUCCAGCAUUUGGAAACUAUACCGAAAAGAACCCCGUGGUUUCGACUGCGCAGAAUUUCGAUGUUCUAGGCUUCCCCUUGGACCACCCCGGCCGGAGUCGGACGGACACUUACUACAUCAACGAUAAGACGGUUUUGAGAACACACACUAGUGCCCACCAACAGGCAUACUUCCAGCAGAUCAGUCGCAAUGAGAGCACGCGGCCUGAGGAAGUUGGAUAUACUGUUGUCGCUGAUGUGUACCGGAGGGAUGCAAUUGACCGCAGCCACUACCCGAUUUUCCAUCAGAUGGAAGGUGCCAUGCUCUGGAAGCGUCCGGAUAACGAGCCCUUGAAGCAUGCGAGCCAAACUGCCGCGAAGAUCAUGAAGGAUGUCAAUAAAAUCCCGACUCAUGAUGUCGAGGUCGAGGACCCCAACCCUACCAUUCAUGCUGAGAGGAACCCACUGCAGGCUGAAUACCACAGUGAGGAGGAAGUCGAGGCCAUCGCCGCCCAUCUCAAACGGUCACUCGAGCGCAUGGUGAUCAAGAUAUUUACUGAGGCCAGUAAAGCCGCCGCCGGGGCCGCCGAACAACCCGAGCCUUUGAAGGUCCGCUGGGUGGAGGCAUACUUCCCCUUUACCAGUCCAUCCUGGGAACUGGAAGUUUUCUGGCAGGGAGACUGGCUCGAGGUCCUCGGCUGCGGUGUUAUCAAGCAGGAGCUGCUGAACAACUCGGACGUGCCGAGCCGCGUCGGAUGGGCGUUUGGUAUCGGUCUAGAGCGCAUCGCCAUGCUUCUCUUCAACAUCCCGGAUAUUCGUCUGUUCUGGUCGCGUGAUGAGCGAUUCCUCUCCCAGUUCAGAGCGGGUGAGAUCACCCGAUUUGAGCCAUUCUCCAAGCACCCUGCCUGCUACAAGGAUGUGGCCUUCUGGCUCCCCUCCGCGUCCGUCAGCGGUGGCAGUGCUGCGGGCGGAGCUUCUCCUGUUCAUGAAAAUGACAUCAUGGAGAUUGUCCGUGGUGAGGCAGGAGAUCUGGUGGAGGAUGUGUCACUCAUUGACGAGUUCACUCACCCCAAGACACACCGGAAGAGCAUGUGCUACCGCAUUAACUACCGGAGCUUGGAGCGCACACUAACAAAUGAAAAGACGAACAACCUACAUAACAGGGUGCGCCAAAAGCUUGUGAACUUGCUGGGAGUCGAGCUCCGCUGAUUGUAGCGGGUUCUACUGCCGAUUGCUGUGAUGUACUAUAUGCAGGACACUGCCGACCAGCCCUUUUGUACCAUAACUGUGUAUCCUCCCGCUAGGAUAAAUUACCUUUCUCCCUACGAUGCCAGGAUCCAAAACCAAGACC
Aspergillus sclerotioniger CBS 115572 is the source of this 1710-nucleotide messenger RNA. Its product is annotated as phenylalanine--tRNA ligase. Gene Ontology annotation, molecular function: ATP binding; phenylalanine-tRNA ligase activity; tRNA binding. Gene Ontology annotation, biological process: phenylalanyl-tRNA aminoacylation. Gene Ontology annotation, cellular component: cytoplasm; mitochondrion. NCBI's taxonomy places the organism in Eukaryota, Fungi, Ascomycota, Eurotiomycetes, Eurotiales, Aspergillaceae. The coding region runs from base 27 to 1568 and encodes 513 amino acids. The record is from RefSeq and is a predicted model, not a curated record. The transcript has a single exon.